Hemibagrus wyckioides is the source of this 2905-nucleotide messenger RNA. RefSeq names its product mitogen-activated protein kinase kinase 6 (gene map2k6). The transcript has 12 exons. Bases 440 to 1522 code for a protein of 360 amino acids. Gene Ontology annotation, molecular function: ATP binding; MAP kinase kinase activity. Lineage: Eukaryota; Metazoa; Chordata; Actinopteri; Siluriformes; Bagridae. The record is from RefSeq and is a predicted model, not a curated record. Gene Ontology annotation, biological process: protein phosphorylation; MAPK cascade.
GAACGCGUUGACAGAAGUGGGGGCUCAUACUUGAUCCAAGUUAGGAGCUGUGAGCUCAGCUGCUGCUUAGCUAGCCUCAGGCCCAUCAUGUAGCUCAGCGCCGCCGAGCCCAUUAACCCCCACUGUUUUUUUUUUUUUUUUUUUUUGCAAAACGGUUUACAGAAAUUCCCCGUUGCCGUAGAGAACUGCAGCUCGUGCAUUGAGUCUCGCGCUCGCGGGAUUGACGCGAGCCGACUUCAGGCCGAAAGCGCACGAGUGCAUGAGGAUCACGGCUUAUAUUACUGCACCUUUUAUUGCAAAGAGAAAAAAAGGGGAGCGAGUGAGCAAGCGAGAGUGAGAGAGAGAGAGAGUCCUCCAGACCGCCGAAGAAGAAGAAGCACGAGAGAGGGGGGGAGAGAGAGAGCGCGCGAGAGAGGGAGAGAGAGAGAGAGAGAGAGAGAUGGAGGGAGGGAGCGAGAACGAACGCAAAGUCUUUUGUGCUUCCCCUCCCCCCCACCGGAGCAAAGGGGAAAUGUCCGUGUCCAAAGGAGGAGCUAAGAAGAAGCCGCCUGUGCCCAGGCUCCCUAAGGAGGCGUUUGAGCAGCAACCUACACCUCCUGCACCCCCGAGAGACCUGGACUCAAAAGCCUGCGUUACCAUAGGAGAGAAGAAUUUUGAGGUGAAGGCAGAUGAUCUGGAGCCGAUCGGAGAGCUGGGCAGGGGGGCGUAUGGAGUGGUGGACAAGAUGAAGCACGUGCCCAGUGGCAUAAUCAUGGCUGUAAAGAGAAUCCGGGCGACGGUGAACAGCCAGGAGCAGAAGCGUCUGCUGAUGGAUCUGGAUAUUUCGAUGAGGACGGUGGACUGCUUUUUCACAGUCACUUUCUAUGGAGCGCUGUUCAGAGAGGGCGACGUGUGGAUCUGUAUGGAGCUAAUGGACACUUCACUGGAUAAGUUUUACAAGCAGGUCCAGGAGAAGGGUAUGACCAUCCCGGAGGACAUCCUGGGCAAGACGGCCGUUUCGAUUGUGAAAGCUCUGGAACACCUGCACAGCAAACUGUCCGUGAUCCACCGAGACGUGAAACCCUCCAACGUGCUGAUAAACAUGCAGGGUCAGGUGAAGAUGUGCGAUUUUGGGAUCAGCGGCUACCUGGUGGACUCGGUGGCCAAAACUAUGGACGCUGGCUGCAAACCCUACAUGGCGCCGGAACGGAUAAACCCGGAGACCAAUCAGAAGGGCUACAACGUCAAGUCUGAUAUCUGGAGUUUAGGAAUCACCAUGAUCGAGCUGGCCAUCCUGCGUUUCCCGUACGACUCGUGGGGAACGCCGUUCCAGCAGCUGAAGCAGGUGGUGGAGGAACCGUCCCCUCAGCUCCCUGCUGACCGCUUCUCCCCCGAGUUUGUGGAUUUCACGACACAGUGCUUAAAGAAGAAUUCCAAAGAACGGCCAAACUACACAGAACUCAUGCAACACCCCUUUUUCACCCUCCACGACUCCAAAGAGACAGACGUGGCCAGCUUCGUGAAGAACAUCCUGGGCGACUGAGCGCCUCUUCUUGGAGACGGCGAGGCAAAGCGGGACUAAUUCCACAGAAAAAAAGAAAUAAAAAUUAAAAAAAACAAAAACAACCACCCAAUUGCAAGACUGACACCUGUAAGCCACGCCCACCUCAGGCAGGAGUGCAGGGGGGGCUCAUAGAGAGGGAGAGAGAAUGAGAAUGAGAGAGAGAGAAUGGAGAUAGAGGGAGGGGCGGAGACUGAUUCUAAGGGGGCGGGGCAUUUCCUAGGAACACACAGAUGAUAGGCAGGGGACAGGGUUCUGCACGUGUGUGUGUGUGCGUGUGUGUGUGCACAUUAAUUAAAGGAGGGUGUUAGAGUCCCGAUCUGAUUUAUUUUUCUCCCGUAUGAAAACAUUUGCCAUGCCAGUUUAUUUUACAGCAUUAUUACGUCUACACACACGAAAAAAAAGCAGCAUAUAUUUAUACGUCAUAUAAAUGUGUGGGAUUCAAAAAUCACUGAGAAGCUUUUAAUUGCUUCUCGCUUCAGAAAGCCUUCAAGAGCCGACCUCGUGUCAGUUUUUAAAUGCGCCGUGAAUAUGCAAGGUCAUGUAGUUUAUCCCACAAAACUGAUCCCGAGUCAGCGUUGGAUUAUUUUACAACACACCUUUUUCAGCAAGUCAUAUUUCUGUUAUUUCCUAUUAAAAUAUCUUCCUAAAAAUUCUAAUCUGGUCACCCUAGCCUACAUUUUUGCUCUCUCCCACCUCCUAACACACCUGUACGAGGCCAUCGACGGAUAGAAUCGGGGAUGUGGGACAGAGCAAAAACAAAAAUGUGGCACAUCUUUUGGGGGAAAAGCUUCGCUUAAAUGAUCUGGCUCACUGAGAAAUUCAGCAGUACCCUUCAUGAAGUGUGUGUGUGUGUGUGUGUGUUAAGGUUAUCUGGGGAAUUGGUAUCUUUUUGGUCUGUUGCUUCAUCUAGUCCUCUGUUCUGAGCCAAUCAAGAGAGUUCUCGCUCUGUGUUCAACUGCAAUUCAACUGGAAAUUAUUACUAUUAUUGUCAUGACGAUUAUCAUUAUUAUUAUUAUUAUUAUUAUUAUUACAAUAUCCCCACCUUAUGAGAACAUGCGUAUUAACCCGUCUUGAGGUGUUUUGCAGUUUCUGUAUUUAUUGUAACUGCUGUUUUUUUUCUCAUUGAAAACUUGACAUUUUUUCUUUUUAAUUUUAAGGUGUGUGUGCGCGCGAAUGUGAGCUUUUGUGAGCAUGUGGGAAAGUGUGUGUAUGUGUGUGUGUGUCUGUGUGAAUAUUGUAUUACAGUUUGGACACACGUAGCUGACACUUCUCUGAAAGUCUCACCGUGACUCAGAAGCCUGAUUUGUGCCUCUUUAUAGAAAAAAAAAGAUCUACAAUACAUUAAACAGAAAAAUGACAAAA